Durusdinium trenchii is the source of this 1042-nucleotide messenger RNA. The record is from the annotation of a GenBank genome assembly. NCBI's taxonomy places the organism in Eukaryota, Dinophyceae, Suessiales, Symbiodiniaceae.
GUGAGGAUCCGAACAGAUGCUAUUUCUGACGAAUCCAAUACGCAUACACAAUUUGGCUUGUCCCCUCACUCGUCUCCAAAAGAAGUACAGUAUCACUAUUACUCCCCUCACUCAGUCUUCGAAAUAAAUUAUCGCUGUCUUCUGGACCCUUUCUUGCCCCAUACAUUCGGCUGUUGUUGGGGCGGGGACAACUAUUGUAAUUCUAUGUCAUGUUGGAAAUCGGAGCACGUGCUUUCUUUCCUGCUGUUUCUUCCGCGUACCACAUGGGCGCAGCUGUUUCUGCGCAGCGUUCGGCUCAGAGUUUCCGAAAGUUUCUGGUCCAGGUGAAGAUGGUCUCUACAGCACGGCAUCCUGUGAGCUUGAUCCUGCCAAGGCGUCGCUUUGAAGCUUCGGGAUGGACACCUUGCAGGUUUGCCUCAGAUGAAUUUUGCGGGAGCCCAAAGACAAAGGAGGAGACGCCCGUCACGACAGUGCGCUCCUGCCCUGCAAGCACUUGCAGGCGUCGAUUGCUGGAUGACUUUGGAUGCGCACCUUGCCAGCUGGGACUUAGAGUCAGACCUGCUGGGAUACUUCCUCAGCCGCUUCGACACGGACACCGUCACCCGGUUAUGCCAAGGCCUGUCGUGAACUGGAGAAAUGUGCCAGUCACAGUCGAGGCGGGGCACGGUACAGUGGAGGAGAGUGACGAAAGUGAAGAAAAGACCACAGAUGGCAAAGUGGACUCAGCACUGGACAGGGUCAAUGCGCUUAUGCUCCUGGUGUCAGCGUCCGUCAAUGAGGGCCGAUGUCCAGAAGCACACUGGGCAGAACUCAAUGCUGACCUCACUCAUGCGAAGGAGAAGUUAUCUCGCAUUCAGAGUCUCGUGCAAAAGCGCGCAGGAAAGCUCCCUCUUGGAGCACCUGAACGGCAUUUUUGCCGAGAGGUCCGUCGUAUUUGUGUCUCGCGGCGUAUUUGUGAGCCAAGGCGCUGAGUGUUGAAUGCGUAGGACUACGCGGGCAAACAGAAAAAUGCCCUAGGGAAGCGUUGCCAUCGAAGGCUGCA